This is a messenger RNA of Naegleria gruberi, 2436 nucleotides long. RefSeq names its product wall associated kinase. Gene Ontology annotation, biological process: protein phosphorylation. Gene Ontology annotation, molecular function: ATP binding; protein kinase activity. The transcript has a single exon. NCBI's taxonomy places the organism in Eukaryota, Heterolobosea, Eutetramitea, Acrasida, Naegleriidae. The coding region runs from base 1 to 2436 and encodes 811 amino acids. The record is from RefSeq and is a predicted model, not a curated record.
AUGGCCAAAUCAAAUGUUCAUCAGCAUUCUUUCUCAACUAGUACUAAUGAUGACGAUAAUGUAAAAAGGCCUUCCUUGAUGAUAACAGGGCGUGGAAACAAUUCAAUCCUCGUAUUGGAGGACAAUACAUUACCAGAUAGUUUUCUUACACAAGACCUUGAAAUAUCAUGUUUUCAAGGUCAAUCCGAUGAUGACUUGUUAAUGGUCAGAAGCAAGACAAAUCAAUUACUAUUGUUAAAGAAUUCAGAUUUUGAAAUUUAUGAAGACUUUAUGGUUUGGACCAUGAAUGAGGAAGAAAGUAUUAGGACAGAAUUGAAGAAAAAGCUAAAACUUUUAGAAUUGGACGAAGAGGAGGAUAUUUCGACAGAUUCCACUUCAUUAAAUAGAUACAUUGUACGAUCUGCACCAUAUCGUGCAAAUAGAUUCGAGGAAAAUGAACAAGUCAUUUCAAAUGUAAAUAGAGAAACAAAUUCACAAUUAAGAAUAUUGUUUAUUGUAGAUAAAUUAUUGGGAGAAUUCUACGUGUGGAACGAUGGAAAGGCCAUAGAUAUUCAAGAUUUAAUUAAUUCUAAUGUGGCUAGUAUAUUGAAAGAAAAUGUAGCAGAUUUCCAAUACAAAGGAGGUUUAGCAGUGUGGUUGACUAUUGAUGGUCAGAUUUAUUACACAUUCACUGAAAAUUUUGAAACUCAAAUUUUGGAAGGUAGUUUAGAUAUUAAAAAGGCAGAGAGAGAUUAUGGAAGUGUUACUAUUAGAUCUGUUAGUGUUGGAUAUGGUCAUUUUUUGGCAGUCUCUACUGAAGGACUAUUGUAUUCGUUUGGCCAUAACUCAUUUGGCCAAACAGGAGUUGGAAAACAUGAGGAAUUCAUUUUACAAUUGAAUAGAGUGAAAGGAAUUCAAUCACAAAUUAGCAAGAUUUCCGCAGGCUCCAAUUUCUCUAUAGUUCUUACCCUCAAUAAUGAACUCUAUGCUUUUGGAGGAAAUCACAUGGGUCAAUUAGGUUUCAGCCCUUCCAUUAACAAGCAAUUAUUCGAACCUGUACAGCUUCAAAAAAAGCUAUUUGGAGAGGAGAAGAUUCAUUCCAUAGAUACAGGGGAUAGUCAUACUGUGGUUAGGACAAUCAGUGGAUUGAUCUAUUCUUGGGGCAGUAAUAAUAACCAUCAGCUGUGGCGAAGUAAUAUCUCUACAAACUUUCCACAACCAAUUUCUCCACACAUUGUGGAAUCACUCAAGCUCAGCAACACUUCAAUUAGAAAUAUCUUUACUUGUAAAGAUUAUACCAUUCUACACCGAGUUGGUACUGUAAAUAGUAUUAAUAAUAUAGAGUUGGAAGAUGGUGGUAAACUCAAAUUUAACACCAUUAAAAUUGGAAAAAAGAAGAAACCUACAACCAAUACAACUCCAAUUAUUGAGGAAACCUAUAUCGAGACUAAUCAAAAAAUUCUAGAACAUUUCACACUCGUAGAGGAGAUUGGGCGUGGAGCAGAAGGUAUUCUGCACAAGUACAUAUCCAAAACUGAUAAUCGAACUGUAGCAAUCAAACACAUGAAAAUUACCAAUGCAGAGCUUGACGAGUUCUUCCAACACACUUCCCAAAUCAAAUCGCUCUCCCACAAACAUCUCACUCCAUACCUUGAUGGUUUUUGUAAUAGUGAGACAGACAAAGAAACCUAUUGUCAUAUAGUUAUGCCUUUUUAUGAUACACUGACUAGUUUGAUCUUUUAUCAUGAAGAAGUUGAGGGUGAUGAAUCACUCCCAGAUACUUUCAAGAUUGCCUAUCAAAUUGCAGAUGCAAUUAAUUACUUGCACCAGUUAGAUUUGGUUCACAGAGAUAUUAAGGUGGAAAAUGUUCUCUUAGAUCCGUCUUGCAUUUCUAAAUGUGUCAAGAUUGCAGAUUUUGGUUACUUGCAAUCGACAAGACAAGAUGUAAUCAAGAUUACAAGAGACAGUCCAGACUUUCAAAUGAGAAGACAUGCUCUCUAUUUGGGUUCAUUACCAACAAUUUCUCCUGAAUUGAAAUCAAAAGCCGAAAUGUCUAGAGAGAAUUUGAGGGCUACAGAUAGUUUUUCUUUUGGAGUUUUAUUGUACAAUCUAUUGACAUUCCGUACAAAGGUUCGAUUGGAAAGUACUUCCUAUUUCAUGUCUGAUGCAAUUUUGAAAAAUUAUGAAUUGGCCUAUAAUAACAUUAGGGCUGAGCUUGUGGAGAAGGAAGUCAAUCCAAUUGCUAUUGAUUUGGUUUUGAAUUUAUUGAAAAAGGACUGGGCUGAAAGACCAACCAUGAAGCAUGUCAAGUGCGUUUUACAAAAUUUAAGCACUUCCAAUAAUAAUGAAAAGAAUGGAUUGUCCUUAUUAGAAUUUAAUAAAAUUGAAGGUUUUUAUUCUGAAAGAAGUGAGGAAAGAAGAGUUUUGCAUUCUGUUCUAUACUUGACAGUGUUCUGA